GCGGGGCCUGGACGAGCCUUGAUUGGUCGUGGUGCACGAGGGCACGGAUCGUGGUCCCGGCUGUGAGCUGCUGUGGUCGCAGGUGCAGAUUAACUCUGCUGCGAGCCGUGCACGAUGCGGAAGGUGGCUUUGAUCACCGGGGCAAGCAGUGGCAUUGGGCUAGCCCUUUGCAAACGACUGCUGGCAGAAGAUGAGGAGCUCCACCUGUGUUUGGCAUGUAGGAACCUGAGCAAAGCAAGAGCUGCUCGUGAUGCCCUGCUGGCCUCUCACCCCUCCGCCGAAGUCAGCAUUGUGCAGAUGGAUGUCAGCAGCCUGCAGUCGGUGGUCCGGGGUGCAAAGGAAGUCAAGCAAAAGUUUCAAAGACUAGACUACUUGUAUCUGAAUGCUGGAAUCAUGCCUAAUCCCCAGCUAAAUAUCAAAGCCUUUCUCUUUAGCAUCUUUUCAAGAAAUGUGGUUCAUGUGUUCUCCACAGCAGAAGGACUGUUGACCCAGAAUGACAAGGUCACUGCUGACGGGUUCCAGGAGGUGUUUGAAACCAAUCUCUUUGGCCACUUUAUCCUGAUUCGGGAAUUGGAACCUCUUCUCUGCCACACAGACAGCCCCUCUCAGCUCAUCUGGACCUCCUCUCGCAAUGCAAUGAAAUCUAACUUCAGUCUUGAGGACAUCCAGCACACCAAAGGCCAGGAACCCUACAGUUCUUCCAAAUACGCCACCGACCUCCUGAACGUGGCUUUGAACAGGAAUUUCAACCAGAAGGGUCUGUAUUCCAGUGUGAUGUGCCCAGGGGUGGUAAUGACCAACCUGACAUACGGAAUUCUGCCUCCCUUUGUGUGGACAUUGCUCCUGCCGCUGAUGUGGCUGAUUCGCUUUUUUACAAACGCUUUCACUUUGACGCCGUACAAUGGAGCCGAAGCACUGGUGUGGCUUUUUCACCAAAAACCCGAGUCUCUCAAUCCUCUGACCAAAUACCUGAGCUUCACCACAGGCUUCGGGACUAAUUACGUCAAGGGCCAAAAGAUGGACAUAGAUGAAGACACCGCUGAAAAAUUUUAUCAAAACUUACUGGACCUGGAAAAACGUGUUAGGAUCACCAUUGAAAAAUCCGAUCACCCCAGCUGAUGGCGACAUUCUCCAGAGCAUCCCAUAUCUUCUGUAAAUCCCGGCCGGGCACGUGGCUUUCCAUUGUGCAUUUGUAGUAAACCACAAGCUGUGAUGAUCUCUGCUCCCAUCUUUCAGAAUGAUCUCCAAGACUCCGUGUGUGCAUGUGUGCAGGCGUGUACACACAUGUAGAAAGGAUUGGCAAAGUAGAGGAACCAAGUCAAUCCCCUCCAGGGUAGUGUCCUUUUGGAUUUGCUAGGGGCUCUCUGCAUCCACUGUUCUACUGGCCACUGGGAGGCCAGUAGAUCAUUCUUGAGUGAUUGGGACACGGGUACAGCCUGAACCUCCUUUCAGUCCCAGCGAUGUGGGACAAGGCCACUGAGUAGUCAUUCCAGCUCCUUGUCUUUUCUCUGUGAACAUUUUCCUACUCUCUUUAUUCACUUCUUCACGUGCUGCUUCCGGAUAAUCUUAUCAGAUCAUCUGUCUGAGCGGUCCCCACGUGACUGCACACAGUGAAUCUCAGGAACCAAGUGUGAGUAUGUUUGGGCCACGUGUGUUAUUUCUUCUCUGUAAAAACAUUCUGUUUUUAUCAGGUAGUAGAGCCAACAGCCUGGUCUUUAGUAGUGUCUGCAGAUGUACUCAUGAACAUCUUAUCUUCAUGACCAUAUUUCACUGGAACUAAAAGUAUAGCAGAAAAUUAUUUAUUCGUGUUUCAAAAAAGUGUAAAAAAAUAAACAAACUGAGAAACUGCUACUAGGCCGUCCGCUGGCACCUGGAGCACAAUGGAAUAGAAGGAAACUGUUCAUUUUUAUGUGUUGGGUGAUGAGUUUUUCAAACCUUUUCUCUAAAACUUAAAGAGCUACACCUGAGCAUCCUUUGGUAUGAAUCAACAUGCUAACGAUGACUGAAUAUUUUUUUUUAUCAUAAAUAAAGCCAUCCUAUCACUUGGGAUAUAAUAAAGUCAGUAAAAUUUUGAAUAAAAGUCCAAAAGAUGAUACAUAAUUUCCCUACAGCUUGUGCUAUGAAAAUUUUCUGAUUAGAAUUUCCCUCCUUUUGCUGACCAAGAUGUUUUUGUAAAGAUAACAGGCGAGAGUGAGUCUGCACACCGCCCAACUCCCCGCAUCCUUGGGUAACGAGGGUGGAGCUUAGCAUGGGGCUGUCCUUUCUUCUUUAUCUCCUCAGAACCCCCGUUUGGAAAAGGCUGCUUCUCCCUGGUGAACUCACAUUUCUCAUGUGUAAACGGAAACCCCUUUGCCCUGUUGCUCACGGGUUUGCAGUGAAGAGGGGAUCGACGAUCUGUGUGGACCGUGGACGUCCCUCAUUGGUAGAGAAUGAUGAGGUUCAUUACAGAUCAGACACCCAGAAGGCCGAGGUCCAGAUACUGCCAUGUAAGGCACCGGCUGCCCACGGCCCUUUUGACAGGUAGUUGGUUUUGUUCGCUGAGCAUUUCCAGGAGACUGUGGAGCACUGCAGGGUGGAAUUGGGGAGUUAUGGGCCCUAGGUCUGGGUAGUCAUAAUCUAGACUGUUCUUGAGAGAGUGGAAUAGCGUGGGUUUUGGUUAUUUGUGAGUUUGGAAAAACAUGUCCUUUUCCGGGGUUGCCAACUUUGGAGCAUCAAGUUAUUCUUAGAAUUUCUGUUUGCUGGCUACGUUAGUAAUUCCCUCGAUUUUAUUCUUGAUGCUGAUAUCUUUUCAUUGUCAGCCAUGCAGGGCUUUUUCCAUUUGCUGGGGUUUUCAGAGAGCCAUGUUUCCGCCUCACUGAUUUUUUUUUUCUCCCCAGUUGCUUAUAUAUUUUCCAUAGAGAUUUUAGCUCUGCAUGUUUUAUUUAUCUCCUUUCUGCUUUCAUUGGGUUAAAAUAAACCAUUUUUCCUGUUUCUUGACAUAAAAACUUAGGUUACUUAUUUAGGAAUUUUUCUUCCUGGCUGGUGUAAGCAUUUAAUUAUAAGCAUUUACUGACAUAAACGUCCCUCGCAGCCCGGUUUAACCGCAUCCCUUGUUUGCUGACAUACUGCCUCGCUGUCAUUUCAUCCUUUUAGCCCUAGAUUAUUUUAUUAAUUUCUGUUGAGGUUUCCUUUUAUGAAUUAUUAAAAGUGUUAUUUAAUGUUUAUAUUUUUAGAUGGAACUUCACUGGGCAGAUGGCUCAGUGGUUGAGAGUACUGGCUGCUCUUCCUGAGGACACAGGUUCGAUUCCCUGCACCACACGGUGGCUCACGAACAUAGAACUCCAGUUCUGGGAGAUCCAGUGCCCUCUUCUGGCCUCCAUGUAUACCAGACAUGCAUGUGACACAUAGGCAUACAGGCAGACAAAGCACCUAUACACAUAAAAUAAUAAUUCUUUUAAAAGUUGGUACUGGCUUCCAGGUAUAGUCUGUUGGGAUUUUCUAGUCUCAUGUUGCUAUAGUCAGAAUACAUGGAGUCCUAUUUCUGUAUUAAAUUUUUUGAGCUGUAGUUAUGGUCCAGGACCUGUUCUACCUGGAGCGUUCUGUGGACUUUCCUUCACACCAUGCCUGCUCACAUCUCUUUGGAACACUGGAGUUGCUCUCUGUACGGAGUUCAUGGUUGCUUUUCUGGCAGGUGUUGUGUGGGAGGGCCACCCCGCUCCGUUGAAAACAGUGUUUCUCAUCUUUACAUCAGCUUUCGUUUCUGUUAUAAUUUUACUCUUCUAGUUCUUUCCUGUGUUCAGUCAGUUUUUCUUGUUCUGUGUCCAUUUCUGGUUUUAGUUUCAAAAUUUUGAUUCAUUUUAUUCUUAAUUAAUUUAUUUAUUUUGCAUGCUUGGGUGUAUUGAGUUCAGGGCUAUCUUCUCUCUUGUGGUUGAUUCCCUGGGCAGGAAUGCUGUGGAUAGUAGUUGUCAACAGACACUUUUAUUUAUUCGUUUUUAUUUUGUUCUUGUCACUCCUCAGUGAGGUCUUUGAUAGUUAGUUGACUCUUAAAUUUCAUCAUGUCCCUCAAGUUUUACCAUCCUUAUCAGUCUUUUGAAAAACAAAACAAAACAUUUAAUUGAGGGCUAAAAAGAUGGCUCAUCACUUAAGAGCUCUGACUGCUCUCCCAGAGGACCCAGGUUCACUUCCCAGCACACACACGGUGGCUUACAAUUUUCUCAAGUUCCAGGGGACCUAGUGUUCUCUUUUGGCCUCUGUGGGCACCAGACACACAAGUGGUGCAUAGGAAUACAUGCAGGUAAAACGCUCAUACACAUAAUAAAAAUCAAAAUCAGUCUUAAAGAAUCAAAAACCAAAAAACAUUAAUUUAGGGGAAAAGAGUAAAGUUGUGAUAAAGCUCAAAUCUGUGCAUAUUACCAAAUGCUGUCCUUCUUACCCUAAAAGCCUCCUGAUAGACAUCUAGAAGCAGGCUGCUGCCCGGCUUCCUUUUCCUGCUCCUCUCCAAGCUAGCCUGGAUGGAGUGCAGCCUCCCGUCUGACCUGUAGGAUCCUAGCCACUUUUGAGGCCUCUGCUCUGAGGGACAUAUACCAGCGUUGGAUUACUUUUGUUUUCCUUGUGUUGGUAGAGGGUGCAUUAGAAAUUACCUACUUUUGUGUCAAGCUGUGUGUUUAUGAAUCUUACCAUUUCUUGUUUGAUUUCCAACCUUUGAUUAUAAGAGGUAUUAUCCAUGUAAUAAAAAAAAGAAGCUCUUGCCUAAAAAUCAUGUAUUUAUCUAAAAUUUGUACUUGUUUCUCUUGUUUAUUGUCCUUUGACAUACCAAAGGAUCAGCUCCAAGACCAGCUGUUGUUACUCAUUGUAUUUCAAGCAUUCAAUGGCUGACAUUUACUAGGCUCUUGAUAAAUAUGUGAACAGUUGUUUGAACAAGUAUUUAUUUGAAUAAAAGUAUCAUGCUAAAACCAA
Molecule: messenger RNA, 4935 nt
Organism: Peromyscus californicus insignis
Lineage: Eukaryota; Metazoa; Chordata; Mammalia; Rodentia; Cricetidae
Gene: Hsd17b7
Product: hydroxysteroid 17-beta dehydrogenase 7
Exons: 9
Coding region: 115-1119 (334 amino acids)
Biological process (GO): cholesterol biosynthetic process
Cellular component (GO): endoplasmic reticulum membrane
Molecular function (GO): estradiol 17-beta-dehydrogenase [NAD(P)+] activity; 5-alpha-androstane-3-beta,17-beta-diol dehydrogenase (NADP+) activity; 3-beta-hydroxysteroid 3-dehydrogenase (NADP+) activity
Source: RefSeq, a predicted model, not a curated record